GUACUUAAUCCUAGGUUUUUAAAACGUCUGCUUGAAAGUUCCAAAUUCUUCCUUUUUCUUAAGGUAUUUGUCACAAUAUUAGUAAAAGAAAGGGCUUAUAGUAUUUUGUAGAAGAGGUCGUUUGGAGGGAACAGGGAGCUGCCUAAUUUCUUCUCUUCACAGAAAUGGAUGAAAAAAAGAAAUCUUCCUAUCAUGCAAAGCAGGGCAACAGCUCGGUGGUAGAGAGACAUACUUGGCAUGUCUAGGAUCCCAAGUGCCUCCCAUGGCAUAUGGAGUUGAAGUUGUUAAAGGUACUGCCACUAGACUGUGAACCACCCAGGGACUUGCAUAUAGGACAGUAUAAAAAUGCGUUAAAUGUUGGGAAUUCUCUCUGCUUAACUUUUUGCCAUUCCAUCCUAUCAGCACUGAUGAUAGGACAUUUCACCCUAUCAGAAUGGUGCAGCUUCCUCAUCUAGAAGACAAGGGCAAGAAAAAGACUGAUAUCCAUAAUUUUUCAAGUAUUCUGAACAUUCAUUCUACUCCUGCAAAGCAUAUUGAGCUCCAGUCAGAUCAUCUGAAGCACAGAGAUUCAAAGCAGUCCAAGGAUCAAAUUGCCAUUGUUAUGUCUGAUAGCUUCACUGUGCCCAGAGUUCCACACUCAUUCACUCUGGAUAACUACUGCAUAUCCUUUGGUUGUUUCAAAGGCCAAGAAGUACAGCUAAAAGUCAAUAAAUCUGGAACAAAUACCCAAAAUGGAGGAACACCUCAAGUUUUGGAAACCUCUGAGAAUUUGAAUAUUGUGAGGAAAGACUGUGUUCUUUAUCCUCCUCAUGCUAAUGUCAGCCAAAACGAAAUGAUACAGACAAAACGGCAGUGUGAGUGUAGCCCUUCAAGGCAUCAAGAGAGUUUCAAAGACAAGAACUGGGGAAAUGGUUUAGCAAACGAAGAAGAGUCCUCAGAGGUAAAACCAGAUCAUAAUGUCAAUGUAAAAAAUGUUAUUAAUAUUGAUCUUGGAAAUGCUGGUUUAGAUUCAAGCUUGAAAAACAAAGUAAUAGAAGACAAUUCCUUUAUACACACCAUACCUAAUGUUUUAAUGGAUAUUGAACGACCAGGAAACAGUAUUUCUACAACAGUAAAUUUAAGGAGGACAGAAAAUGUCACUGUGCCUGAAGUUACUGAAAGCAACGCAACGGAACUGGCUCCCAUAAUCCGCACUGCAAUAAGAGAGUCUGAAGAACCUCUGAUUCAAGCUCUCAAGCACCCUACACAAAGAAAGAGCAUCCCUUCUGGCAUCCCCCCUAACUUAAGCCACAGUUUUAACAUAUUUUCUCACAAAAAGAAUGACAGCUAUAAAGAAACAAACAUCAGAACUAAAUCUGCAUUAACUGCUAAAACAUGCAUCAAGAUGUCUCAAGACUUCAUCAUUUUGGGCAAGAGUUCCAUCCAACAUCAAACCAAGAAAACCAAGAAUCUCAUUUCACACUCUCAAGGACAGUCUUGUGAGGAGGCUGGGAUUUCCUCAAAGCUUCAGAAGAGACACCUUCAGCAGGAGAAAAGCCAUUUUGCCCAGAGCAGUCAGCACUCCCCAAAGCAGGUGCUUCCUUGUAUUUCCAAAAGUCCUGUAAGUUUAGGAAAAGGCAUUGCUCCUUUUUCUGUUAGCCAAUCACAGUGCACUAUGGACUUCAUGGAUUUGAAAUACAGUGACAUGUUUAAAGAAAUAAACCCAAAUGACAAAGGCCCUGGCAUUUAUGAAAUGUUUGGAACUCCAGUGUACUCCCAAGUCCGCGAGUCUGAUGGACUCGAGAACAGGGGUGGCAGGAAUGUGCAUUCUGCUCCAGCAGGGACUGGGAGACUUAAAGUGAUGAAACACAAAUCUAGCCGUCUCAGUGAGAAAAAAAGCAGCAGAGUAAGAAAUGCCCAGAAGAAGACAUACUCUAAGCCACAGAAGGAUUUUCUUGGUAUUAAACAGAGGCAGAAAGAUGUGAUGCCAAAAGAGGCACUGGAAUUAAAAGACAGCAGUCCAGAGGAGGAUAAAGGUACAAUCACUCCUAGCACAGACAGGCAAACAGAGAUUGUAAAGAGCAUGGCACCAUGUAAUGAGGAUGACGCUCAGCAACCUCCAAUUUUGCCUGAGUUUACAUGGCCUGUUGUAGAAGAUGAAGUCAUUUCUAAUUCAAACUUGUCAACAAUUGAAGAAGUCUCACUGGAACACAUUUCAGAUUUGGGUGAUGCUUUUGUUAAUAAAGCAUUUGCCAAAAAUGUCCAGGAAUUGCUUUGGCCAGAGCUUAAAGAUCAUGCAGAAUAUGCUCCUUUCGUAAGCAAUGCAAGAGAUGCAAAUGAACACAGGAAUCCAGGAAAAAGCAGAUGCUUUAUUCAAGCAAGAACCAAAGCAACUGCCUGCCUUGUGGAUCUGGAGGCAAACCAAGUUUUGUGCUAUCCAAGUGGGCAGGAAGCAUCCCCUUUAUUAUCCCACCUUCUCAACAAAAACCUCCAGCCUGCAAACACUGCCUUAGCAAAUGAAUCAACUAAGUGGACUUGCCAUCCUAAAAGCCCAGUUUUCCAAACGUAUCAAAAUAUCUCGAGCUGUACAAACAGUGAAGAAAUAACAGAGGACUUGUUUUGUUGCUUAGCGGCUGAAUUGCUCUCUCUUGAUGGUACAGGUGCUAACUGUUCCAGAGCAGUUGUAAAGAGUAGAGAUACGGAGACACAAAAUGGAAGCACUGUCAAUCAAGCAUCCAGUGCAGUGAAGGAUUCAAAUAAUAAGAACUGCUGCCCACCCUUCUUAGAAUCCAGUGAAGAAAAGAGAUUUUUAAAUACAAGUAUAUUUUCAGAAAACAGGUUAACUGUUACAUGGACCAAAGGUGAAAUCCUUGGGAAAGGAGCCUAUGGCACAGUAUAUUGUGGACUUACAAGCCAAGGACAACUGAUAGCUGUGAAACAAGUAGCAUUAGAUACCUGUAAUCAAGUUGGAACUGAAAAGGAAUACCAGAAACUACAAGAAGAAGUCGAGAUUUUGAAAACACUGAAGCACAUCAACAUUGUGGGAUACCUGGGGACUGGUUUAGAAAAUAACAUUGUGAGCAUCUUCAUGGAGUUCAUCCCUGGUGGCUCCAUUUCUAGUAUUAUUAAUCGUUUUGGGCCAUUGCCAGAAGUUGUCUUCUGCAACUAUACAAAGCAGAUUCUCCAAGGGGUUGCAUACUUGCAUGAAAACUGUGUGAUCCACAGAGAUAUUAAAGGCAACAACGUUAUGCUUAUGCCCAAUGGUGUUAUCAAGCUCAUAGACUUUGGAUGUGCAAAGCGCUUAGUUUGUGCAAGUCUGACUGAUACACACAGUGAACCUCUCAAAUCUGUGCAUGGCACUCCUUACUGGAUGGCCCCAGAGGUGAUAAAUGAAUCUGGUUAUGGAAGAAAAUCAGAUAUCUGGAGCAUUGGCUGCACUUUAUUUGAGAUGGCCACAGGAAAACCACCAUUGGCUUCUAUGGAUAGGAUAGCAGCCAUGUUUUAUAUUGGGGCUCACAGAGGUCUUAUGCCCUCACUUCCCAGUCAUUGCUCAAGUACAGCAGCAGAUUUUGUCUACAUGUGCUUAACCAGGGACCAGUAUGAGAGGCCCACUGCUCUACAAUUGUUACAGCAUCCUUUUAUGAAGUCUGCAUAGUCUCUAUCAAAACACAGCAGAACAAAGACUAUUUCCUACUUAUCCAAGAGGUCAGAUGAAAUUAAUUCAAUCAGCAUUUAACUGUAAAUGCAAGGAAUGGUGUGAUUAAUGGUAUGAAAAUGUAAAAGGAACAUGUGUGUGUGCACAUGCCCAUAAUUGUAAUUAUGUGUUUUUAAUUUUUAAAAGUUGAUUUCAACUACUUAAGUUUCUAUGAACAAACUGAUUAUGCUGCACCUGUCUGAGAAAUAUAUAUAGUUGAAAGAAUGAUAGAUUUCAUGCGAAAGUUAAGGAUGGGAUCUAUUUGGGAUGUUUGGACUUGGCAAAAAUAAAAAAGAAACAGACAUUUAAUAUGAGGAAGCAUCAAACAGGACAGGUGUUCCCAAAACAUUUUAGUUACAUAAUUUCUCAAGGAUGUUUCUAUAGAACAAAAUAUUCACAAAAAUGUAAGACAAACAGACCCUAACUACUAUUAAAAAGAACUUAUUUUCUCCUAUAA
Hemicordylus capensis (graceful crag lizard) is the source of this 4130-nucleotide messenger RNA. It is a transcript of the gene MAP3K19, whose product is annotated as mitogen-activated protein kinase kinase kinase 19. Gene Ontology annotation, molecular function: ATP binding; protein kinase activity. Bases 434 to 3634 code for a protein of 1066 amino acids. Gene Ontology annotation, biological process: protein phosphorylation. The transcript is spliced from 6 exons. The record is from RefSeq and is a predicted model, not a curated record. Lineage: Eukaryota; Metazoa; Chordata; Lepidosauria; Squamata; Cordylidae.